Messenger RNA from Panicum virgatum (switchgrass), 2160 nucleotides. RefSeq names its product dynamin-related protein 5A-like. The record is from RefSeq and is a predicted model, not a curated record. Bases 21 to 1991 code for a protein of 656 amino acids. Gene Ontology annotation, molecular function: GTP binding; GTPase activity; microtubule binding. Lineage: Eukaryota; Viridiplantae; Streptophyta; Magnoliopsida; Poales; Poaceae. Gene Ontology annotation, cellular component: membrane; microtubule; cytoplasm. The transcript is spliced from 16 exons.
AGCGAAACAAACAGCUACGAAUGCCCGUGGGCGGUGGGCAGUGUGCACGAUCGAACAAACCCCGUCGCGCACGGCCCCGCAUCCUCGCGGGUCGUUGGCGCCUCCUCAAUCGACGGCCGCGCCCAGGGCCCCGGCCGCCUAGGGUUUCCGGCGCGGCGGCCAUGGAGAACCUCAUCUCGCUCGUCAACAGGCUGCAGCGCGCGUGCACCGCCCUCGGCGACCACGGCGAGGAGAGCGCGCUCCCCACCCUGUGGGACUCGCUACCGGCCAUCGCCGUCGUCGGCGGCCAGAGUUCGGGUAAAUCAUCGGUGUUGGAGAGUGUCGUUGGGAAGGAUUUCCUACCUCGGGGUUCAGGAAUUGUUACAAGGCGACCCCUGGUUCUGCAACUCAACAGGAUUGAUGGGCCAGGAGAAUACGCAGAGUUCAUGCACCUUAAGAAGAAAAGAUUUACAGAUUUUGCCCUAGUGAGGAAGGAGAUUGCAGAUGAAACUGACCGAGCGACUGGUCGCACAAAGCAAAUAUCAACUGUGCCCAUUUAUUUGAGCAUAUAUUCCCCAAAUGUUGUUAACCUUACUCUUAUUGAUCUCCCUGGGCUUACUAAGGUAGCUGUUGAGGGUCAACCUGAUAGUAUUGUGCAUGACAUUGAAAACAUGGUCAGCUCAUUCAUUGAAAAGCCCAAUUGCAUCAUUCUUGCAAUUUCUCCAGCCAACCAGGAUCUUGCAACUUCUGAUGCAAUAAAGAUUUCACGGGAAGUUGACCCAAAAGGUGAAAGGACCUUUGGUGUGCUUACAAAAAUUGACCUAAUGGACAAGGGCACAGAUGCAGUUGAUAUACUAGAAGGAAGGUCGUAUCGACUACAGUAUCCAUGGAUCGGUGUUGUCAAUCGUUCCCAACAAGAUAUAAACAAGAAUGUAGACAUGAUCGCUGCUAGGAUUAGAGAGCGUGAAUAUUUUGCAAGUACUCCAGAAUAUAAACACCUUGCUCACAGAAUGGGAUCAGAGCACUUAGCAAAGAUGCUUUCUAAGCAUUUGGAAUCUGUUAUUAAAUCAAGAAUUCCAGGGAUCCAGUCUCUAAUAACCAAGGCCACUGCAGAGCUAGAAACUGAACUCUGUCAUCUUGGAAAACCCAUUGCCGCAGAUUCUGGAGGAAAGCUGUACACUAUUAUGGAAAUAUGUCGCAUGUUUGACAGUAUCUACAAGGAGCAUCUGGACGGAGCGCGUUCUGGUGGUGAGAAGAUCUAUUAUGUCUUUGACAACCAAUUUCCAGUGGCUCUUAAACGGUUGCAAUUUGAAAAACAUCUUGCAAUGGAAAAUGUAAAGAAGCUUAUAACACAAGCCGAUGGAUACCAACCACACUUAAUAGCUCCCGAGCAAGGAUACAGGCGUCUUAUAGAGUCCUGUCUAGUAAGUAUCAAAGGCCCAGCUGAGGCAGCUGUUGAUGCGGUCCAUGGAAUACUUAAGGAGCUAGUUCACAGGGCUAUCAAGGAAACACAUGAGUUGAAGCAGUUUCCAACUCUUCGUGUGGAAGUAAGCAGUGCGGCUUUUAAAGCAUUGGACAGAAUGCGGGAUGAGAGCAAGAAAAAUACACUCAUACUUGUUGAUAUGGAGUGCAGCUAUUUAACUGUAGAUUUCUUUAGGAAGCUUCCUCAAGAUGUUGAGAAGGGAGGAAGUCCAACACAAUCCAUCUUUGAUAGAUACAAUGAGUCAUAUCUCAGACGAAUUGGUACUAAUGUACAGGCGUAUGUCAACAUGGUAUGCUCAAGCUUGAGGAACUCCAUCCCCAAAUCUAUUGUUCAUUGCCAAGUCCGCGAGGCGAAGCGCUCACUGCUUGAUCAUUUCUUUACGGAGUUGGGAGCAAGAGAGACCAAGCAGCUUUCUAAGCUUCUUGAUGAGGACCCUGAGGUCAUGGAGCGCAGAGCAAAGCUUGUCCAGAGGUUGGAGCUAUAUCGGAGCGCCCAGGCAGAAAUCGAUGCGGUUGCAUGGGCCAAGUAAUCUCGUCUCCUUGACCAGAUUCCGCGUUUUUCAGCUGAUUUUUGGUUUGGCCAGAAAUAUAGCUCUUUCGUGGGUUCAUCUGUUUAGGUAGAUCAUGGUGUUCAGGAGCAUAGACAUCAGCUAGACCUUUUUGUUAUCAAGAAGUUCUAUUUCAUUUGGCGUUUCUGUU